Caenorhabditis sp. 36 PRJEB53466 is the source of this 2301-nucleotide messenger RNA. The record is from the annotation of a GenBank genome assembly. Lineage: Eukaryota; Metazoa; Nematoda; Chromadorea; Rhabditida; Rhabditidae.
AUGGCUCUGACCGAGGAGCAACGUCAGAUUGUCGCCAAGAAUCGGGAGGAGGCUCUGAGAAGGGCGGCUCUCAGAAUUGAAAAAGAAAAGGUACUCGAAAUUGAAAUGGAAAUUGAAGAAGCCUCUGUUGAUGAGAACUUCAGAAAGAAGCAGCCGCCGCUGCGACCGCUUCCACCUCAAAACCAACCACUUCUCAGAAUGUUCCGAAGAUGUUGUUCCCUCCUCCGAAACAGAAUCGACAGGUUUGCAUCAAAAAAGAUUAGGGGAGAAUUCAGACGCAUUUGCAGCUGAUGAAAACAGCCUUCAGCAAACAGUCGACACUGAACAAGUUCAUACAGAAACCCGAGACAAAUCACGUUAAACCGACAAUCGAUGUGAAGAUUAAGAUUGACACGGACAGGACGGUCAAAGUCGCCAUUCAGAAGUGUUUAAUUCAAAUGAGAUUUGCUCUUUUCAGAUCGAAUUCUAUCCGUAUCACUCGGCGGUUGUCGACCUGAUAAAACAAGUGCCCAGCCGGAAUUACGAGCCGACGAAACGGUUGUGGACGUGUUCGAUCAACGACGUGAACACCGUGAAUAACCUUCUGAAGAACGCGACCGCCGUGAAUGUGAAUAUCGAAUCGCUUCCUCCGAACGUCAUCAAUCUUUUGAACUACAAACCGAAAGCAGCUCCGAACGAUUUGAGCACAGUUAUGGACCCGGGACUGAUCGAACGGCUUUUCCCUUACCAGAAGGACGGAGUUCGAUUUGCAUUGGAAAGGGACGGACGGCUGUUGUUGGCGGACGAAAUGGGAUUGGGAAAGUCCGUGCAGGCACUCACCAUUGCCAGAUAUUACAAGUACACUGAGCCCACGACGUCACUCUUCUCACCUUUUUCAUUUCAGAGCCGACUGGCCCCUUCUUAUCAUCUGUCCCGCCUCUGUGAAAGGCGCCUGGAAGAAGCAGAUCAACAUCUUCUUCCCCAUAAUUCAACGCAUUUUUAUUGUCGACAAAGGCUCCGAUCCUCUUCCCGAUGUACGAACUUCGAACACUGUGGCCAUCAUGAGCUACGAGCAGAUGGUUCUAAAGCAUGAUAUUCUCAAAAAAGAAAAAUACAGCACGAUCAUCUUUGACGAAUCGCACAUGUUGAAGGACGGAAAAGCGCGCCGGACGAAAGUGGCCACCGAGUUGUCAAAGAUUGCCCUCCACGUCAUUUUGCUCUCUGGAACUCCCGCCCUUUCUCGACCGUCCGAAUUGUUCACUCAAAUCCGAAUAGUCGAUCACAAACUGUUCACGAAUUUCACCGACUUUGCCAUGCGAUACUGCGACGGAAAACAGGGAAAGUUCGGUCUCGAAUCGAAAGGCUGCUCGAACAGUGAGGAACUCGCGGCGGUCAUGUUUAAGAGACUCAUGAUACGCCGCCUCAAGACCGAUGUGCUCAAGGAUCUUCCAGAGAAACGAAGAGAAAUCGUUUAUGUGUCCGGACCAACAAUCGACGCCCGAAUGGAGGAUCUGCAGAAGGCGAAGGCUGCUUACGAUCUGGUCAACGCACAAGAUCGGUCCAAAUCCCACGACUGUUUGCUAGAAUUUUACAAUCUGACGGGAAUUGUGAAGGCAGCCGCGGUCUGUGAGCACAUCCUCGAGAACUACUUCUAUCCGGACGCACCGGCGCGCAAAGUGCUCAUCUUCGCUCAUCAUCAGAUCGUUCUGGACACAAUUGAAGUGGAAGUGAAGAAGAAGAAACUGGGAUCUAUCCGAAUCGACGGAAAAACGCCUUCCCAUCAGAGAACCGCUCUCUGCGACUCAUUCCAAAACAACGACAACGUCCGUGUGGCGGUUCUCUCGCUCACAGCUGCCGGAGUCGGAAUCACUCUCACCGCUGCCUCUGUCGUCGUUUUCGCUGAAAUCCACUUCAAUCCUGGAAUCCUCGUGCAAGCCGAAGACCGAGCACAUCGAGUUGGACAAAAAGACAGCGUCUUCGUGCAGUAUCUGAUUGCGAAGAAGACCGCGGACGAUGUGAUGUGGAAUAUGGUGCAACAGAAACUCGACGUGCUUGGACAGGUCUGACACACUAGGCCAGAUCUUGAGAAUAUCAUGCUUACAGGUGAAUCUGUCCAGCGACACGUUCCGCACAGCCGACAAAAUGCACCUCCGCUUCACGGAUCCCUCUCAACCAAGUAUCGCCGAGUACAUGCAGAAGACGCCGGACGCGUCGAUCGCAGAGUGGGAAGAUCCAGCAGAACAGGAAAAAGUGGAACUGAACGACGACGACGACUUUGAUGUAACAUGCGACUCGCCUGCUCCGAAAAGAGCCAAGAACUGA